GUCACACAGCCAGCAGCGUACUAUUUGGACGGAGUGGCGUGAUGCCGUGUGCACGGUUACACAUCAGACAAGCAGCUAUGAAGGUCAGGUUCGGGUAACAGGACCGCUCUGUGUAGUCGGGACUGCAAGUCAGAGUUGCAGACAAGAAGAUGCAGCUCCGCAGGCUCUGAGACCGCACACACACACUUUGGUUUGAGCACAAAAGGCACGGGCGAGACGAUGGAGGGACGAGCAGGAGGGAUAUAUCACAUCAGCCCGAGUCUCACUUUUGUGAAAUCACCAGUACUUUGAAACGGCCGUUGAGCAAGAAACCGCAGCAGCAUGUCGGAUCCAAGUCACUGGUCUGCGCUGCCCAGCCAGAACAAGUCUCGUUUUGUUCCGGGAACACUGCUGAAGCGCUCCAAAAGCUGUCGCAGCAGCAACAGGAAGAGCCUCGGUGUCGGGACGCCGUCACCCACGCUGUCUCGGCCGCUGUCGCCACUCUCCGUCCUUACUGCUGCCAGCAGUCCUCUUGACAGCCCCCGGAAUGUGUCGACCAGUGCCUCCCUCAACUUUCCAUUCGCCCGAAGUCACUUGGCUCGUGCCGACAGAGCUGAGGGCCGACGAUGGUCCCUGGCAUCCCUCCCUUCGUCUGGCUACGGAACCAAUCCACCGAGCUCCACCGUCUCUUCCUCCUCCUCCUCGCAGGAGCGCCUCCACCAGCUUCCCUACCAGCCCACGCAAGAUGAGCUACACUUCCUUUUCAAACACUUCCGCAGCUCGGAGAGCGUGACCGACGAGGAUGGGCGGCCCUCAGUGUUCAUACGGCCCAGAUCCCGGAGCCUCAGCCCCGGGCGAGCCAAUACCUCCUUUGAUAAUGAGAUAGUCAUGAUGAACCACGUUUACCGAGAACGGUUUCCAAAGGCCACGGCCCAGAUGGAGGAGCGCUUGUUGGAGAUUGUCACACACUACUCUCCAGACAGCUCCCUCCCGCUGGCUGAUGGCGUCCUGGGCUUCAUCCAGCACCAGUUGGUUGAGCUGGUCCGAGACUGCCUGGACAAGUCCCAGAAAGGCCUGGUCACCUCCCGCUAUUUCGCCGAACUGCAGGAGAAACUGGAGAAGCUGCUUCAUGAGGCAUACGAGCGCUCCGAAAGUGAGGAGGUAACUGUUAUUGUCCAGCUGGUGAAGAAGAUCCUCAUCGUCAUCUCGCGGCCGGCUCGCCUCCUCGAGUGCCUGGAGUUUGACCCGGAAGAGUUUUAUCACCUACUCGAGGCGGCGGAGGGGCACGCCAAAGUCGGUCAGGGAAUCAAAACAGACAUCCCGCGAUACAUCAUCAACCAGCUGGGACUUACGCGGGACCCUUUCGAAGACAUGGUACAGCUUGAACAGUAUGAUGCCAGUGCCUCGGGCGCUGCGGAAUCAGAUGCCAAUGCAGAGAAUAAAUGCCCUCAGUCGCUGACACCAACUCGAAGGAAACCUCUUGAGAGCGAUUUCGAAACUAUCAAACUCAUCAGCAACGGGGCUUAUGGGGCCGUGUACCUGGUCCGCCACAAGGAGACCCGCCAGCGCUUUGCCAUGAAGAAGAUCAAUCGGCAGAACCUGGUUCUGAGGAACCAGAUCCAGCAGGCAUUUGUGGAACGAGACAUCCUCACCUUUGCUGAGAACCCCUUUGUCGUCUCCAUGUUCUGCUCCUUUGAGACACGGCGUCACCUGUGCAUGGUGAUGGAGUAUGUGGAAGGUGGGGACUGUGCCAACCUGCUGAAGAACAUGGGCCCGCUGCCUGUGGAAAUGACAAGGAUGUACUUUGCUGAAACAGUCCUGGCUCUUGAGUACCUUCACAACUAUGGUAUUGUGCACAGAGACCUCAAGCCUGACAAUUUGCUGAUUACGUCCAUGGGCCACAUCAAGCUGACCGACUUUGGCCUGUCUAAAAUUGGCCUGAUGAAUAUGACCACCAACCUGUGUGAAGGUCACAUGGAGAAAGACACCAGAGAGUUUGUGGACAAACAGGUGUGUGGCACUCCAGAGUAUAUAGCGCCGGAGGUGAUCCUGAGGCAGGGCUAUGGGAAGCCGGUUGACUGGUGGGCUAUGGGGAUCAUUCUCUAUGAAUUCCUGGUUGGCUGCGUGCCCUUCUUUGGAGACACGCCGGAAGAGCUUUUUGGACAAGUAGUCAGUGACGACAUCAUUUGGCCUGAUGGAGACGAUGUCUUGCCUGCCGAUGCCCAGGACAUGAUCACCCGCUUGCUGAGGCAGAGCCCACUGGAGCGACUGGGAACUGGCGGCGCCUCAGAAGUCAAACAGCACCCCUUCUUCCUGGGUUUGGACUGGAACGGACUCCUGCGACAGAAAGCUGAAUUCAUCCCUCAGCUGGAGGCAGAGGAUGACACCAGCUACUUUGACACACGUUCGGAGCGCUACCACCACAUGGCCUCCGAUGAGGAUGAGGAAACCAAUGAUGAAGAGUCUUCCUUGGAAAUCCGACAGUUUUCUUCCUGGUCACAUCGCUUCAGCAAAGUCUACAGCAGCACAGAGCAUCUAGCAACACCGUCCAACCUGAGCUUCUCCUCUGACCGCAGCCACAGCGAGGACAAGGAGGAGCGCUGGGAGGGGGGGAGGCUCAGCCCCUCCCCGAUCCCAGCAGAGGGCAGUGUGGAGCGCAGGCACCCCGGCCGCAUGGCCAGCCUUCGUCCACGGGCCUCCUCCAGUUCCUCUCAGUCAGAGAGGAGCAGCAGUCCUCUGGUGAUGAGCAGCACACACAGCCUGGAGACCAUGCCCCGCUUCGCCUUCUCCACCGACGACGAAGCUGAGGUGGUUGUGUCCAACCUGCGAAGGAUUAGGAUUCGCAGCAACAGCACCGGGGGCAAACACUCGUCCCCCAAAGAGCCCAGUGGACCGCGGCGCUUUGGCAACCAGCUGGAGACCCCAGACAGACAGAGGCUUCCCUGCGGGGGGAAGGUUCCCAAGUCGGCCUCUGUCUCCGCCCUGUCCCUCAUCAUCACCACAGACGACACACCCAGCGGCCUCCAGCCCAGCCCCAUCUCACCUCGCUCGCUAUCCUCCAACCCUUCGUCACGUGACUCCUCCCCCAGCCGGGACCUGUCGCUCAGCCUCAGCAGCCUGAGGCCUCCCAUCAUCGUUCACACCUCGGGGAAGAAGUUUGGCUUCACCCUGCAGGCCAUCCGGGUCUACAUGGGCGACAGCGACGUCUACACGGUGCAUCACAUGGUCUCGAGUGUGGAGGAGGGCAGCCCUGCACAGGAGGCGGGGCUUCAGGCCGGAGACCUCAUCACCCACGUGAACGGAGAGUCUGUCCAAGGCCUUGUCCACCCUGAAAUGAUAGAGCUGCUGCUGAAGAGUGGUAACAAGGUGGCGCUUCAGACCACUGCUCUUGAGAACACGUCAAUCAAGGUUGGUCCAGCUCGAAAGACCAAACACAAAGGCAAGAUGGCUCGUCGCAGCAAGAAGAGCAAGAGGAGGGAUAAUUAUGACAGGCGACGCAGCAUCUUGAAGAAACUCUCCAAGCAGAGCACGGUGAUGCACAGCAGUCGGAGCUUCUCCUCGGGCCUCCAUCACUCCGUCUCCUCCAGUGAGAGUCUUCCAGGCUCCCCGACGCACAGCCUCUCCCCCGGACCCUCCACGCCCUGCCGGAGCCCUGCACCCGACCACCAGGCCACCGACAACAACUCCCCUCAGAGCACAUCUCCUUGCUCCAGCUCCCCCAGCUCCCCCGCUGCACACAUCCGGCCCAGCUCGCUCCACGGCCUGGGCUCCAAGCUCAGCACCCAGCGUUACACUAAGGUGGGCCGUCGCAAGUCAACCAGCAGCAUCCCCCCCUCGCCUCUGGCCUGCACGUCCUCAUCCUCGUCCUCAUCUGCCCAGCAGCUGUCCCCGCAGCGCUCGCCCUCUCCACUCCCGGGCAUCGCCAAAACACUUCACGCCUACCACGGCAAGACUCUGUCACCGCCCACCAUCAUUAGGCACGUGGUUCGCCCCCGCAGCGCCGAGCCACCCCGGUCUCCUCUUCUCAAGAGGGUGCAGUCGGCUGAGAAACUGUCUGGCGGGUAUCACAGCGAUAAGAAGGCCUACACCCUCCGCAGGCACACGCUGGAGGUGCCUUUGUACGGCGAGAGCGACCUGCUGGGUGACAUCGAGGCAGAGGGGGCCUGUGCGGGCUCCUAUGUUGGGACUGAGCACAGCAGGCUGGGAGGCUACAUCAGCAGCCAGAGGCUGAGGGACUCUGGGUUGGAGCGAUCAGAGCAGCUGGUCGUGAUGCGGAAGCUCAACCUCUCGGAGCGUCGCGACUCCUUCAAGAAGCAGGAGGCGGUGCAGGAGGUGAGCUUUGACGAGCCAGAGGAGAAAAACAGUCCCACGGAGGCGACCCCCACAGCCAAAGCUCAGCAGCCACAGGAGCAGCAGCAGAAGCCGCAGCAGCGCCGGAUAGCCUGGAUGGCCUCCCAGCAGUCCGGUGAGGACGUGGAGCAAGGUGUGCCAGUGGUGAGGAGGUUCACCCUGGUGCCCCAGAUUGCUGUGCAGGGCUCAACAGAAAGCGAGGAGCAGGACGAAUGGGAGCCUUGUUCGGAUGGAGAGGAGGACACCAGCGAUAAGCCUGAGCCGGGGAUCGAUGACACCUCAUUUCCACAUCAACAGGCAGGGCGUUCUCACACUGAAAACGCCUCCAGCAAGGCAGCAGAAACCACUACCCCUGCUCUUCAGGAUGAACCAGCGUCCAGCAAGAGUGGGCGCAGAGGGGAAAGCCCACUGAAGAAGCAGCUGAGAAAGUGACCCUGACUAAUCUGGACCGAUGACUCAUUUUCAAGUGCUGUCACGGCUCUCGAGGCUACAUCAGUGCAAAGGGAAAACGUGGCCCAAAGUGUUUCAAUCUGAGCCAGAAGAACUGGAGGCUGGAUCAUCAGACUUGUCUGGGUUGGGCUGGUGGGGAGAUUUUACUUGAAACUUUUUUUUUUUUUAUUGUGAAUAUUUAACCCCAGAGUUUUUCUGGUCUUAUUUAUUACAUUUGUAAGCUAUGAUGAAUUGGUCACGGGACAAAGAGGGAAGUUGUGAUUGGUUGACAAGCCAAGGUUAAAACAUGUUUUGUAUUCAUAAAAUGUGGUUUUAUGUCUUUUGACUGGGUUUUUCUAUAAAUGUCUAUUUUUUAAAUCAAAUUGUCUAGGUACAGACUCGUUUGAUAACGGUGGGUGUAAUUGUCGCAGGACCAAAAGUCACAAAAGUCAUUUCUGGACACUCAAGUGUUGGCUGGAUUUUCUUUUUUCCUCAAUGUUAAUUUAGAAUUGAACAGUGCAGCUACUUACCAUGUACUACUGCUAUGAGCUUGAUCUUGAGAAAGCUAAGAAUAACUGCUUGUUCACACUGUGAGCAACUUGGUUGACGGGUCACUCUAUAUUCCAAUCAGUUGUGUGCAGGGCCACAGGCUCCUUUUGCUUCUAUAUACAGCAUUUUGAAUAGGCAAAUUGUGUAUUUUAUGCUGCUUUGGUAUUACCUUUCAUAGCAUAACAUUGUUUUAAUGAGUCAACACGGCGAGCAAACAAGCGCUAAUUUGGUAGUAUUAGUCAACAUUAACAGAAAAACCAAUCAAUAAAAAAGCUAAGGAGCUUAUGAACCCAAGUGAUGGAAGCAAAUUACUGCACUUUUCUAAGCUUUUUUUUUUUUUUUUUUUUUUUUUUUUUUUUUUUUGAGACAUUUACUCCUGUAGUCUUUUUAGUUAAAGGUGUAGAGAACAGGGAAGCCUUUAAUGGCUGUUAUCAAGUUCUCCAUUUUGCACUGGUCAGGCAGAAAUACAGCUCAUGAAAACAGUCAGGUGAGAAACAAGGACACACGGAGAUCUGAUUGGCAGCUGAUGACUAAUGACCUUGAAAAGUUCCUCCAUGGCCAACAAGCUUUGACCACACAUCGGCCAACGUUCCCUGGUCGUUCAGCCGUGCAGGAUGUGAACGGACUUCCUAUGACUUUCUUCUUAUGCUGCUUGCAGUGUGAAACCCUUGGUAAAACGCUUCAUAUGUCACCCACGUGGAGGCAGCGGUUGCAGGGUAAUAUCACACAUCACACGGAUGCACUAGCUGGGUGCGACUCCUGAGCACCAUCUGCAGGCAGUGUCAUGCCACCUCAAAAGGGUAUCCUGUGCCAUGAUAUCGGUGCAGUGUCCCCUAAGCCAUAUCUUUUCAGAUAUUGUCCGUUGAGAGCUUUUGUAUUGUUUGUAAUCUCAACUCUGUUUACACUAUAAAGAUGUUUAUCUUGAUAUCAUCUCAGAUGAAAAUGGUUGUAAUGAAACUGAGUAUUAAGCUCUGGACCUUGCAGAAUUUGAUGCAUUCUUCUACUUUGUGGCUUCUUGAUGUAACUUCUGUUCUUCUGAUCUCCAGAGAUUCAAAUUUGUGACUCUUUGUCAUUGACUAUGUUCUGCUUCUGGUUUUCCCUGUUCAUUUCACAGCAGCUGUAGACAUUGAUAGGGUGUGGCAGUGGGACUUACUGUGCUAUUCAGAGCUUGGAUCUUAAAGGAGAAUCCUUGAGCAGCUAAGUCAAGGUCUUCUUUGUAUACAGAAAGGAAAUGUGUAGGGAUAGCUUUUGUUUAUUCAAAACAUUUGGUUAUUUAUUUCUUGGAAUCUUGCUUCCCAUGUUAUAGCAAAGAUGCAGUGAAAGCAUAGCUUUGAUCCUCUUGCAUAUUUAGAGUUUUUCCUCUAACUGUAGCUUCUGUCUUUGUUCAUUCAUAUGCGUAUGAAACACCAUGCCUAAAGUACCUGUUCUUACUUACUUUACUGUGUAGUGAUGUUUACAUCAGGGGUAAAAGUGCACUAAUGUAUUGUGGCAUGAAUUUUUUUGAUCAUGAAACAAAACAGAAAGGUACAACAGCAGUGGAGGGACACCCCUUACAUUCGAUACAAACCCAGGGCUUAUUUGAACAAAUGUUAGUUUUAUGUCUUUGUAUUGUACAAAUAUUGAUGUAUAUUUUGAUAUCAAUGCUGUAUUAAUUCCAAAUGCAUUAUUAAUAUUAAUAUUAUUAUUAUUUGUUGUUUUUGGAGGACAUACGCACAGACAAAUUUGUGGCACCAUGAUUUUGGGAAGUGUGAUUUUACCUAAUGGGCCUCUGGGGAAACUAACAUUACAAAGACCUUUCCUGGGCUCCAGAGCAGUAUUGCACAUCCAAUAUGGAACUGAUGCACUUCUAAUUUUCCCAGUGCAAAGAAUUUGUUUGGAAUUGAUUGUCCCAUCCAUGGCUGUAGCUGGCUGUUGUGAGCCUUUUUGGUAUUUGACAUAUUUUGAUGUGUCAUUGCAGCCCCCCGUGACCCCCCAAACUCCCCCACAAAGUUUAAGAAUUAGGCAAUGGUGCAAAAAAGAUUGAAGUGAUUGAGUGGCUGUAUUAUCUUUGCAGUCUGUCAGAAUUGUUUACAAUGAACAAACAUGCUAUGUACAAAUCAUUUUUAUAUCGUGUCUCGAUAUGAUGAAACUUCACUUUGAUACCAUGGAGGAAAGCUAUCCUCACAGAAGUGACUUUUAGAUUUGGGUGCAUUUUCCUUCAGAGCAAACUGGCAGAUUGACCUGUUGCACAUGUGCAUGUGUUCUCCUGUUGACUCUUCUGUUCAGUGCAUGCUGCAUGAGACAAGCACACAUCUGUAAUACUUGACUGCAUGGUAUACUGGCGUUGGCGCCCUGUACUGUGUUUUCUUGUGCACCAAGUAAAAUUUGUAUUUCUCUCGGCUCAUCUAAA
Messenger RNA from Myripristis murdjan (pinecone soldierfish), 7696 nucleotides. It is a transcript of the gene mast3b, whose product is annotated as microtubule associated serine/threonine kinase 3b. The record is from RefSeq and is a predicted model, not a curated record. Gene Ontology annotation, molecular function: protein binding; magnesium ion binding; ATP binding. Bases 322 to 4761 code for a protein of 1479 amino acids. Gene Ontology annotation, biological process: peptidyl-serine phosphorylation; intracellular signal transduction. The transcript has 27 exons. Lineage: Eukaryota; Metazoa; Chordata; Actinopteri; Holocentriformes; Holocentridae.